GAAAAACUGGUCGAACCAGAAACAUGUUCAGCUGCAUGAAAGAAUGUUGACCGUCCUUUUCAACUCAGAUAGAUGCAGGAUGCAGCCACAACACUCAGACUGAGGAUACACACAUUUGGAUUUGUUUUUAAUCAUCUUCAGAAAUACUUUAUUCAUCCUCUUGGUGUGUUUUCAAAGGAAGAAAUGUCCGGAAACUUGGAGGCUGAAGCAGCUGUGGUCUCUGAAGUCUCCAACAACACAACUGAACGUUUGAGUCAUAUGGAGGAACCUACACAGGAAAAGGAGCAGAAAGUGCCGGAAAUAUCUCUCCAAGAGGACAAUGUGAUCGAUGAUGGUGAACAAGAAGACCAAAAAGACAAAAACACGAGGAUGAAAGACCUUCGUCAAACAAGUCAGAGGGAUAAGAGAUCCAUAAGCCCACUGAGUUUCAUCAAAGAAGAUUUGAGCCAGUUUAAGGAAGAAGUGUGGAAGGUGUUUAGGGACAAGGACACCAACCCAUUAAGUCAGGCAGAAAAUAAACCUGCCAUUGGUACGCUCAAACUCCUGAAAGAGGACUUGAGCCAGUUUAAAGAAGACAUGACCAGUGUCUUCAGUGUGUCGAAAGAGACCAAGUCCACAGACACUAAAACAAGUCAGUCAGCAGAGAAGACCAUGAACCGGCUGAGCUUUCUCAAUUUUAAAGACGACCUUUCUAACGUCUUCCGAAUUGGUUCUUCAAAGGAGAGGGACAACAAGGCCAAGGAAGAGUCCUCCAACACCUUUAAAAUAACAGCCGAAAGCCUUUUCAGAAGAGACCAGAAGACUCUGGUCCUGAAAGCAGAGAACUGUCAGGAAGUUAAAAAUGCAUUUUCAGAGAAGGAGCAGGAACAAAUGGACGCUGGCUUUAAGGGAAACCUCUCAGAGUCCAUCAAAGAGAAAUUCAGCGAAGAGGAAAUCUCCGAAAACAUGAAAGACAGGAUGAACGGAGUGGAGGGCAGGCAAGGGGAUAUAACUGUCUCUGAUGACAAAAGUAUUUCUGAAACAAUUCAAACUGAGGAGAUGGUUCCUACACCACAGGCAGAAAGUUACAAAAAUGACGACUCCACUACAGUGUCAUCAGAACAUGAGAGGAUAAAGGAGGAAGAAGAAGAAGAAGAACCAAAGUCAUCAGACACUCUUUCCUGGGAGCCUCUGUCUUCUGAGAGCAGUAUCAUUUAUCUGAGAGACCCAAACAAAGACCACAGGAGCGGUCAGCCGGGGGGAGACUUAUGGUCGCUGAAAAACUUUGCCUGUUAUUUGACCUUUGACCCCAACACUGCCAACUCAGAGCUCCGUCUGUCCGAAGGCAACAGGAAGGUAACUCGGGUGUGGUCGGACCACCGGCCCACAGAGCACCCAGACCGGUUUGAGCGCUGCCCUCAGGUCCUGUGCAGGGAGGGGCUGCUGGACUCAGUGUAUUGGGAGGUGGUGUGGAGCGGCGGAGCAGAUAUUGGCGUCUCCUACAACAGCAUCUCCAGAGACGGAGACACAGCCAGCAGUCUGCUUGGACACAACGAGCGCUCGUGGAGUCUGGAGUGUUCAGAAAGAAGCUACACGCCGUGCCACCAGAACAAGAGGUUCAGGUCCUCCUCGCCACAACCCUUCACACACAGAGUCGGGGUUUACCUAAACUGGUCUGUAGGCUCACUGUCUUUCUACUGCGUCUCUCACGACACCAUGGUCCACCUCCAUACCUUCACCUCCACCUUCACUGAGUCUCUGUACCCAUGUUUCUGGGUGUGGGCCUAUGAGGGCUCGGUGGCACUGUGUCAGGUGGAGUUAGACUGGGAACGACUGCUGCAGUGACAAAGGGGAUCACAAUGGAUCCCAUCCUUAAGCACCAGCAUCAAGCUGAUUCGUUGAUUAUGCUCCUUACAUUAAAAAUAGCUGUUGGUAUUUAUGCAUCAGCACCUGUGCCUGUUUAUCUGCAUUAAGCUGGAGACAUGUUCCAGCUGUAAGGUCUGCACACAGACAUACUGUAUAUACAAACAAAUACGUAGAAAAAGCAUUUGUCAGAACGACUGGCAGCAAGUGAUACUUUUGACAUAUUUCACACAAUGAUUUUAAUGUAUCUGUCAACACCAACUGGGCUGGUCCAGAAUAGACCCGAUCAAACUUGUUCCUAUCAAAGGUCACAGGUCAGAUUCAUCAUUACCUCUGCAGUUCCGACCUGAACUUGCUGAACACUUGAACCUCAUCUCUAAUUCCACUUCUAACACUUCUGAAGCCCAGAGAGAACCCUUAAUCCGCCUUUAUAUUUACUGUCUGCUGUUAUGUGUGUUGUGGUGAUCCAUCUGUUUGUGUAUUGUUUGUGUGAUGUGUGUGCAUUGUCUGUAUGUCUGACCUGUAGCUGGGUCUCUUGACUGCCUCGGGCCUCCUGCAGCUCUUUCUCCAGCUGCUCCAGACGAGCAACACGGAUCUGCAACACACACAGGCAUGCACUGUUCAGACACGUCUGUGUUGCUUACCAUCCUCAACGAGUCAUCAAACUAAUUUAAUAAAAUUAAUCCAAAUUAA
This is a messenger RNA of Eleginops maclovinus (Patagonian blennie), 2535 nucleotides long. RefSeq names its product zinc-binding protein A33-like. The transcript has 5 exons. Lineage: Eukaryota; Metazoa; Chordata; Actinopteri; Perciformes; Eleginopidae. The record is from RefSeq and is a predicted model, not a curated record. Bases 73 to 1824 code for a protein of 583 amino acids. Gene Ontology annotation, molecular function: protein binding.